Leguminivora glycinivorella is the source of this 1564-nucleotide messenger RNA. Its product is annotated as probable methyltransferase-like protein 25. The transcript has 9 exons. Bases 153 to 1532 code for a protein of 459 amino acids. NCBI's taxonomy places the organism in Eukaryota, Metazoa, Arthropoda, Insecta, Lepidoptera, Tortricidae. The record is from RefSeq and is a predicted model, not a curated record.
UUCCCUCACACUAACUCCGAGGAUCAUGACAUACUGGAUAUGGCAGAGAAGAUAAGGGCACAGUAUAAGAAGACCUGUGCACUCUUGAAAAUACCGUCAAAUAAUCCGUAUGAUGCUGGUGUAUCAUUUUAGAAUAAUUUAGAUUAAUCAUUAUGGAUCCAACCAUGUUAAAGCUCCGUAACCACAUAGACUCUUUACUCUCCUACUUAACCCCUCUACUGCCGCUUGCCAACUGCCACAUGGUUGAGUUCCUAACUCACAACCAUUGGGAGACGCUCCUCCCAAAAGGGUUGAGGGAAACUCUGGACGGAAUGGCCUUGGAUCAAGCUGUUGAGGAGUUCUGGAAUGUACAGAAUGAGGAAUGUGGAAAAUCACCCCUCGCUCUAUGGGUGCAUACGGCGCGCAAGCAUUGUCUGUCAGUGAACAAUGAUUACUGCUUGUCAGUAGACCAACUAGAACAGCGGAUCAAGGAUAGAGGCGGCGUUCUGCCUCGGGAGAUCCCUGUCAAGGAGUUCAUGAAUCCUAAGAAGAGCUAUGAGGUUCGCAUCAUGUCUCGCCUUCUCUCCUUGCAUCACAUGGUGUCAGCAUGCUGCUCCGUGGAGGCCGGCGGCGGCCGCGGUCAUCUGCUGGUGACCGCCAGUCAUGGAUACAAGCUGCGCUGCCUUACAGUGGACUGCGACAAAACUAGUUUAACCAGUGCGGAAGCAAGGGGCAAACUUAUUCAGAAACAAUGGCACGCCAUAUCCAACACCGGAGCCCGCGGCACAGACCAUCUUCACCGUUUCGCGGAACUCUUCGUCACGGAGCAGACUGAUCUGGCGACAGUUGUGAAGGAGAGCUUUCCUGAGGUCGCGGAGGAGGACCUCAGCGUGAUGCUUACAGGCCUCCACACAUGCGGUGACCUGGGCCCGUCUUCCCUACGAAUAUUCGUCUCCCAAUCAACCACUAGUGCUGUUUUCAACGUGCCUUGCUGCUACCAUCUCCUCACUGAAGAUAUAAAGGAAUCUACAUUCUUUGACGACUUCCAGUCUGCAAGUGGGGCUGGGUUCCCCAUGUCCGAACAUCUUAGAGGUUUCACGCUUGGCCGAAACGCACGUAUGCUGGCGGCGCAGUCUUUAGAACGGGUGUUUGCGAAGCGGGAGCUACCCUCACGUAGCCUGCUAUACCGCUCUCUUUUACAGGCAAUAAUAAAGAAGAACAAACCAGAUUUCGUACUAGCAGACGGCAGAUUGAAGAGAAUCGGAGCUAAAAGUCGAGACUUCAACGAAUACUUUAAAUUAGCUGAUUCCAUUUUAAAAUUAAAUUUGUUUGACACUUUAUCUACUGAUUCCUUGGUAGUAGAAUAUUACCAGUGGAAAAAUAUGGUUCUGUUUUAUUUAAUAAGAUUAUGUUUAGCUCAAGUCAUAGAGAGUUUAAUAUUAUUAGAUAGAUUAUUGUUUUUGAAGGAGAAUGGUUUUAAUGACACGUUUUUGGUUAAGUUGUUUGAUCCUGUGUUGUCACCACGGUGUCAUAGCAUUGUAGCAAUAAGAUGAUAUGUCAAAUCAAAUUAUAUAUUUUUAUUAUA